This is a messenger RNA of Lasiosphaeria miniovina, 972 nucleotides long. RefSeq lists its product as uncharacterized. The transcript has a single exon. Bases 33 to 869 code for a protein of 278 amino acids. The record is from RefSeq and is a predicted model, not a curated record. Lineage: Eukaryota; Fungi; Ascomycota; Sordariomycetes; Sordariales; Lasiosphaeriaceae.
CGGCGUAGUACCACAGCAGGCCGAGCGUGGUCAUGGGGUACUGGGCGAAGAAGAGCAGGGUACGGAGGAGGCGCGGCAGCGCGGCCGUCUCGUGGCGGUUGGCGCGCAGCAGCUGGAUGUGGAAGGCCGACGAGGGCGAGAAGCUGCUGCUGGACCGCCGCAGCGUGGGGGUGUCAUCGCCGGGGAUGGUGUUGCCGUCUCCUGUCGAUGCCGUGGUGGUGAUGACAUCUUUGAUCUCGGCCAGCACGUCGUCUUCGGCCACGGCCGUGCUGCACUCGGCGGCGAACCAGGCGUCGUCGAACGCGGAGAAGCGGUCUCGGAUCCGCUGCCGCAGCCGGUGGCGCGCUUCUUCUUUGCCAUGUUGGCGAGAGGGGUCGUGGUCGUCGUGGUGGUACUGGGGCAGCGCGAAGUCGGCAAUGUCAAUCUCCCACACGUGCGGCGAGCCCAGGUGUCCGAUGCUGACUCUGCGCAGUAGCUUGGUCGGCAUCUUGGGCUCUUGCAGCGUCAGGGACCCCGUCAGCUCGUUGAUGUACGCCUCGCCGCGCUUGAUCCAUCCCCGCGGCAGCGAGUGUGCAUUGCCUGCGACGGAGCCCGCGGCGGAGCCCGCGCUCGCGGAUUGGGUGCUCGGUGCAGCUGUUGCCGUUUCUGCCCCGGGUGUUGCUGAGGGCCCAUUUCUGGGAACGGUCAAGUGCUUGCCAGAGGCCGCGCCACUUCGCUCCCAGGUCGGAGUCCGUGAGAGGCCCCACGGGUUGCGAAGGAGAGGCGUCGUCUCGUUGGGUCGGUCUCUGGCCCGGGCAGCGUCGAUGUCGUUUUGCUCAGCCAGCAGGUGCCGGAAAUUGAGCCGCAGAACCUGGAACACGGCCCCGUAGUGUCGACGGUCGAGCGCCAUGUCCUCCAGGGCCGUCGAGGGCGCCGCCGUCGUGGUGUCGUCAGCGGUCGAGGGCGCCGUCGUGGUGUCAUCAGCCGCACGAC